Vanessa tameamea is the source of this 3635-nucleotide messenger RNA. RefSeq names its product eukaryotic peptide chain release factor GTP-binding subunit ERF3A (gene eRF3). The transcript is spliced from 12 exons. Gene Ontology annotation, biological process: translation. The coding region runs from base 133 to 1998 and encodes 621 amino acids. The record is from RefSeq and is a predicted model, not a curated record. Gene Ontology annotation, cellular component: translation release factor complex. Gene Ontology annotation, molecular function: translation release factor activity; GTP binding; GTPase activity. NCBI's taxonomy places the organism in Eukaryota, Metazoa, Arthropoda, Insecta, Lepidoptera, Nymphalidae.
GCAAAUUGCCAUGAACUUCCGGUGUAAGAUAAAGACACACGCGGAUCUAUCGAGAAAAGAACGCGAAUAAUUAUAAAAAUAUCUAGAAAGAAAAGACUUAUUUAUUAAUUUUACAUUGCCUCCUUUUUAAAAAUGUCCAAUAACGGUGCUUCGGACUCUUGGGAAAGUCAAGCUGAUGUUAAUGGUGAACAAGGUGCAAAAGAUGAUGUGUCUACAAAAUUUUCCACGUUGAAUGUAAAUGCCGUGGAAUUCGUGCCUUCUUUUUGUAAGCCUUCCCAAGAUAAUGACAAUAGCGAUACACCUAAUUCGCCACAAAAAUCUGAAAGUAGAUCUACAAAUUCCACUGAAAGUCCUGUCUUAAACGGAUGUGGUGAUGGAGCCGAAAGUGGUGACGGUAGAGCGGCAUCCGCAUCACCCCGUGUUGAAGAACCACCUCCCGUACCGCCAGCCGUCGCUCCUGCAGAUGCUUCUACCGACGAUCCUGCAGAUGAUCAAGCCGGUACUCAAGCCCUUGCUGCUGCCGACAUCGCGCCUCUGCCCGUCCCACCUGACGUAUCUCCUACGGCUGACAGCUGGGAAGCUGAAGCUGAUGAUCCACUACUCACACCUGAAGAUAAUAAUGACGAAGAAGAAUCAGAGCAACAGGAGGAUGAAGAAACUGCAAAGAAAAUUCCAAAAAAGAAGCCCAUUCGAGUUGAGGAUACGCGUAGCAAGAAAGAACAUGUCAAUGUAGUAUUUAUUGGACAUGUAGAUGCUGGAAAAUCAACUAUUGGUGGUCAAAUAAUGUCAUUAACGGGCAUGGUGGAUAAAAGAACAUUGGACAAAUAUGAAAGAGAAGCAAGAGAGAAAUCAAGAGAGUCAUGGUAUUUAUCCUGGGCUCUUGAUACUAAUCAAGAAGAACGAGACAAAGGAAAGACUGUAGAAGUUGGUAGAGCAUAUUUUGAGACUGAAAAAAAGCAUUUUACAAUUCUCGAUGCGCCUGGACACAAGAGUUUUGUGCCCAAUAUGAUUGGAGGUGCGGCGCAGGCUGAUCUUGCUGUGCUGGUAAUAUCUGCGAGAAAAGGUGAAUUUGAAACUGGAUUCGAUCGAGGGGGACAAACACGAGAGCAUGCUAUGUUGGCUAAGACUGCCGGUGUUAAACAUUUAGUUGCCCUUGUUAAUAAAAUGGAUGAUCCAACUGUUAACUGGGAUGAAAAAAGAUACAAUGAAUGUCGAGACAAAAUCCUGCCAUAUCUUAAAAAACUUGGUUUCAAUCCAGCUAAGGAUUUGUCAUUCCUACCCGUGUCUGGCCAAACAGGUCAAGGAUUGUUGGAGAAAGUAUCAGAAGAAAUCUGUACAUGGUACCAGGGACCAUCAUUUAUUCAACUUAUUGAUGAUUUACCAUCUCUUAAUCGCAAGAUGGAUGGGCCAUUUAUUAUGCCUGUUGUUGACAAAUACAAGGAUAUGGGUACAGUGCUCAUGGGCAAAGUUGAAGCUGGAACCACUCGCAAAGGCAGUACCUUGUUCCUUAUGCCUAAUAGGGUUCAAGUAACAGUUGAUCAGUUAUGGUCGGAUGAUAUUGAAGUAACUUCUAUUGGUCCUGGUGAAAAUGUAAAAGUGAAACUCAAAGGCAUUGAAGAAGAAGAUGUUUCCCCUGGCUUUGUUCUUUGUGAUAUCACAGAACCUAUCACUACUGGGAAAGUUUUUGAUGCCCAAGUAGUCAUUUUGGAGCACAAAUCUAUAAUUUGUGCAGGAUACUCUGCUGUUAUGCACAUACAUUGUGCAGCUGAAGAAGUAACUGUUAAGGCACUUAUCUGCUUGGUAGACAAGAAGACUGGAGAAAAAUCUAAAACACGGCCGCGAUUCGUGAAGCAGGACCAAGUGGCUAUCAUGAGGAUAGAUUGCGCGGGAAUCAUUUGCUUAGAACCAUUUAAGAAAUUUGCUCAAAUGGGCAGAUUCACAUUAAGAGAUGAAAAUAAAACUAUCGCAAUCGGUAAAGUCCUAAAAGUGAUUGAGUAAAUACGGCACUACGAUUCGUAAUUUAGUUAGGAUAGGCCUUUCUAAAACCUGUAUCAUCAGAGAAUGCAUGUAUUAUGUAAUUCUGACUUGUGGGAUCUAUGUGAGAGCUAGAAUGUAUUGCUUUAUCAUCGGUGUUUUGAAUUAUAGAAAAGCUAGUCCUUGCGGAACAUUAUUUACUGUUUCACAGCCACUGCCAUUGAGCAAAAAAAAACCAUUUGUAUGGCAUAACAAUCGCAAUAAUGAUGUUAAAUGCUCUUUAUUUUAAUUUGAAAUGUUAAUGAAACACAUGGGAACUUUCGCUAGCAACGUUGAAUAGAUUUCACUUAACAUUUUGUGAGUCUAGGACCUAGGUAGUGCCUAAACAAUUUUUUAGUUCAGAGCUCAAAAUUGUUCUUAUAUAAUUAUAUACACAAUAAAUAUUGUGAUUGGUUACAGUUAAUUUUGUGUAAACUUUGUAAUUAGUUAUGUUUCAAUUAACGGAGAAACAAUAUUUAAUAUUAUUUAUGUUUAAUUUUAUGUCUAUUUUUAAUUUAAAUUCUUUAAAAUAUGUAUAUUUUAAUACGACUGAUGAUUAUUUUAAAACAAGGCCCUACAACAAAUUGAGCGUUGCUAUCGCUAAGACAAAAUUUAGUACAAUUUUUAAUUAAUUUGGUUUAUAUUUAUUGUCUAAACUAGUGAUGGACGACGUCGUAUAAUUCAAUUAUUUUUUUAUAUUGUGGCGAACGGUUUCACAACGUCCGUGUUUAUUUUGGAUAACACAUAACUGAAAAUUAAUUAUCUUUCUGAUAAAAGUGCAGUCAAUAAUUUAUAUGAUUAAAUUUUUUUAAUUAAGUUCAUUUUUAAAUAUGGAAUAAUAUGAUAUACAAAUAGUGAAACAUUUAGUUGUCGUUAAUAUAAAUCGACUACUAAAUGAUAGUCACAUUGAUUGGCAAUCGUGCAUCACUAGUAUUUAUGUAUUCUAUGUGCUCAUAUUUAAUGUCCCAACCACAUUCAAAAAGUUAUUCUCAUUCUGAAAUGUUAUUUAUCAAUAAUUUAAAUUUGCUUUGAUAGUAAAUCCGAGCCAUAAUUUUCAUUUCAAAUAUGGGUUUAACACCAUCAUAGUAAAUAAUAUCUUGUCGAUUUUAAUUCAAAAACGAUACAUAAAAUAUUUAUAACAUCACAACACGACUUAGGAUAAUUAACUGCAUUAACAUAUAUAUGUUGUACUUCUGUUUGAUGAGCACAAGCUAGACCUAAAGACCUUUUUCUAUACUAACAGUCAUCCAUUUUAAUUUAAAAAUGUAAAGAUUAGUGAAAAAUUUGAUAUAUGAAAUAAAAUAAGCACCAAGAAGUAUUUUAAAUACCAGAUUGUUCAUAUGGUGGAUGAAGCUCUCAUGUAAUCGUCGGGGUGAUCAUGGCAUAGUGUAUUUACUUUGAAUAAAUCAAGUAUUAUGAAAUAAUAUAUUUUCUCGUUCUAACAAUCUUGCUACAUGAGCUGCGCUCAACUAAAACAUUCUGCAAUGAUCAUCCUGACUAUCAUCUCUGAUACUUAUAUUUUCACAUAUUAUGAAUUAUUAGUAAUGAAUAUGUUACUGAUACCUAUUGUAAAGCUAGAUUAUGUUUAUUUUAAAUAAUUUGCUAUACUUUAUAAAUAUUAA